Daphnia pulex (common water flea) is the source of this 975-nucleotide messenger RNA. RefSeq names its product 39S ribosomal protein L12, mitochondrial-like. Gene Ontology annotation, cellular component: ribosome; mitochondrial large ribosomal subunit. The transcript has 4 exons. The record is from RefSeq and is a predicted model, not a curated record. Gene Ontology annotation, biological process: mitochondrial transcription; translation. The coding region runs from base 120 to 629 and encodes 169 amino acids. Gene Ontology annotation, molecular function: structural constituent of ribosome. Lineage: Eukaryota; Metazoa; Arthropoda; Branchiopoda; Diplostraca; Daphniidae.
CGAGUCGCACCUCCUCAAUUUCCACUUCAUGCGUGUAAUUCUAGUUUGUCUGCUAUUUCCCAGCCGAAAAACGUGACAAACUCUCAACUCAACUGAAAAAAAAAAACAACAAACCGAAAAUGAUCUCCACAAAAAUCUUUUAUUUGCGGUCUGUUGUGAGGCAAAAGGCUGUCAUUUCCAGCAGCAUCAUUCGGUUUCGUACGAUAACUCAAGCGGCGUCGGCCGAGAAAAUACAAAGGAUCGUCAACGACAUUUCCCAGCUUACCCUCCUUGAUGUUGCAGAAUUAAACCAAGUCUUAAAAACAACUCUUAAGAUUCCUGAUGCCCCAGUAAUGGCAUAUGGUGCAGGUCCUGCUGCAGGCCCAGUUCAACCAAACGAAGAGGAAGAAGAAGCUCCUAAGGCGAAAGUUCAAACCAUUUUUACAGUCAAACUCACCAAAUUUGAUGAAACCAAGAAAAUAGCUUUAAUCAAAGAAAUUAAAAACAUUGUUGAAGGAAUGAACCUUGUUCAAGCAAAGAAAUUUGUAGAAACUCUCCCUGCAGUUGUACGAGCAGAUAUUCAAAAGGACGAAGCAGAGAAACUUUCAUCUCUCAUUACUGCUGCUGGAGGUAUUUGCGAAAUUGUUUAAUUUGAGUUUGUUUUGUAGUUGAAACCAAUAAAAAAAAAAAAAAAAAAAAAAAAACAGUAGCUUUGGGUUGAGGUUUUUAUUGAAAUAGUUAAGGAGUAAAUAAAUUGGGGUAAAAGGGGAAACGGAUUAUUGGGUUAAAUACGCACUUGAUCUGGAUUGAUAGUGAGCUCAAAUACUCCAUUGAAUUAUCAACUUAAACCUCCGACUUUAUGCUGAUCAGUUGCAAUUCUAGCAUUUCUCCGAUAUUUUUUCCCGCAACACAUAAAAUUAUGGUAAUCUGUUUUGGUGAAGUAUUAUGUUAACAUCAAGAAUAAACCCCAUAUACAAUUCUAAAGCACUCCAUAAA